GAGGGAAGGCGGCAGCUUUACCGGAACACUGUCGAGGGCUUCAGAGGCAUCUGUCUCUAUGUGAGAUUAGGGUUUAUGUUUAUAUCAGUAUUUUUAUCAUAUGAUAUAUGACCAUAUAAUUAUAUUUAAAGUCUAAUUUCCUAGAAAACUAAGCAAUAAAAGGUAGCAUUUAACCGCCUUUUUUGGGGGGCCGAGCACUGUGUUAAGCGAACCUUAUGAGAUGGCAUCCCCGUUUUACAGAUGAUGGAAGUCAGGCUCAGCGAAAUGAAGUGACUUGACCAAAGGUUUGCUUUUGCACCAGAACUGACUCCAAGAAGGGCUUGGCUUAACCCAGGCGAUCUGGUGUACCUGACCCUGAAAAUCUGGUGAAUGCUGUAGGUGUUCUGGUUUUCUUUAUUUUUUCCCCAGAGGUUGCCUCAGUCCGUUUUAAGGAAAUUAAGCAAUGUGGAUCCUUGCUAUUAAAUUAGUUGUAAAAUAUAAUUUGGGACAAAUUUUGAUAAAAACACAAGGAGUGCAUCUUGGGGAUUUUUUUUUUUUUUUUACCAUGUAGAAAGUAAGAUAAACGUAGCUGUUUUGAAGAUAGUUGCUGAAGGAUUUUGUGUACCCAGAAGAAUUUGAGGAUAAUUUAGAAUCCUAGAAUUUUUAGGACCUGGGAAAGUUUUUAGGGAGAAGUAACUUUUUUCCUUAGAAUAUUAAGAAAAUAACUAAGAAUAAUAAUCUAAAGGUGAUUACCUGAAUUCUUUGUCCCUUGACAAUGACACUAUUUUAAAGUGUUGUACGAAUUCCAACGAGCUCAAACAUAUCAAAAAUCAUGAAGAUGAAGCAGUUUGGGGCAAUGUUUUGUUCUCAUACAUAAGGAGGCCAUGAGUCAGAGCCAACUGGAUGGCAGCUAACAACAAGAGUUUCAUUAUAAAUAAUGCUUAGAAUAAGACUUUUGUAUUACAGAAUAGAUGACGUACAAAUGGUGACAAAUAUCUUUCAUUAUCUCCUGUCACUGUUAAAAUCUAACUUCACAUGGCCUAAAAAUGUCAAAGAUGCCAGACAUGCAUUCCGUCAGGCAAGAAAAUCAUCCCAAAGAAGGUAGAAUAUGUUUUGUUCCCUGAGUUGAAGACCACAGCCUCAGAUUUCUGGUUGCUAUUGGGAUAUUUGGAUGUAGACCAGAUGAGUCUGCUUUAUUCUUCCCUUCGAUAUUCUUUGCAUUGAAAAAUUAUGGGAUUUUCAAAUAUUUUGUAAUAUCACAACUGUCAAAUUGCAUUUCUUGAAAACUACUUAAGAACUUCUUAAUGGGGAUUUGCUUAUUGCGUAACACUUCCUGUUAAAAUGAAACAGGAUGAGGUAGACAUAGAUCUAAAACCAAAAACCAAACCCAGUGCCAUCGAGUCGAUUCCAACUCACAGCAACCCUAUAGGACAGAGUAGAACUGCCCCGUAGAGUUUCCAAGGAGCACCUGGUGGAUUUGAACUGCUGACCCUUGGGCUAGCAGCUGUACCACUUAACCACUAUGCCACCAGAAUUUCCAUAGAAGUAAAAAAAAAAAAAAAAAAGUAGGUACUGCUAAUUUAUGAUGUUCUGGCAGAAUAAGCUCUGCUAAUAGUUUGGAAAUUAAUAACAACUAGCAGAGCUUAGGAGCUCUGGUGACGCAGUGGUUAAGAGCUAUGGCUGCUAACCAAAAGGUCAGCAGUUUGAAUCCACCAGCUGCUCCUUGGAAACCCUACAGGACAGUUCUGCUCUGUCCUGUAGGGUUGUUAUGAGCCAGAGUCGACUCGGACGGGCAGUGGGCUUAGAGCUUAACCACAUCUAGGCUUACAAACUUAUUGAGUUGAGGGCAUGAAAUUAAUAAAGCUACAAUUGCUUUCUAAGCUUGGCCAAUCACUGGACUUGGCUUCAUCAUAUAAAAGAGAGGAUUCUCCUAAAUUAUUUCUAAUAUAUUUUAUAGUUUCACAAUGAUAUCCUAGCACAGAUACUUUUUUCUAACAUAACACCUUUGUUACUAUAAUAGGUAAAAGAAAACUAAUUUUGACAGUCUGUCCUGUAACACUUUAUGUAUCCCCAUUUUAUGCACGAGGAAACGAAAGUUAGAAGGUUACAUCUGCCCAAGAUCCUCCAUCUACUAAGUACAUGCCCAGGUUCUUGGAUCCUUGAAGUGUGCUAAGAGGUUACUGGCCAUACUUGCUGCCGUAGAGUAGAUUCCGACUCAGACUCAUAGUGACCCAAUAGGGCAAAGGAGAACUGCCUUGCAGGGUUUCCAAGGAGCAACUGGUGGAUUCGAACUGCUGACCUUUUGGGUAGCAGCUGAGCUCUUAACCAGGGCUCCAGGGCUUACUGAAUCCCUGGAUAAAUAGCAUAUGUUCCCUGAGCACCCUUCUCACUCGAGGAUUUGAGGAAGAAAGGUUUUUAUUUGUGACAGAGGUGUGGGCACAGGUUUUUGUUGUAUUAUUUUGAAUAUGAAAGGUGGUAUAAAACAUUUGCACAUAGAAACACACAAGUCUGUUUUAUGAAGUAGAGUACAAAGUUCACACAAUUUUUUUAGAUAAAAUGAAAUCUCAAAGAUGUUUCCUGUUUUGUGGCAGAGCAUUUCCAAUGCAUUUAACAUCAUUUCCUUUUUUUUUUAAAUAAAUAUAACAGUUUUAUUGAGAUAUGAUUCACAUGCCAUACAGUUCAUUUAUUCAAAGAGUACAGUUUCACAGAGUUGUACAUUUACCAUAAUCAAUUUUAGAACAUUUUCAUCACCCCAAAAUGAAACCUCAUAUCCAUGGGCAAUUACUGUCCGUUCCUUCCCUACCUCAACCCCCUCAGCCCCAGACAACCACUAAUCUAUUUUCUGUCUCUAUAGAUUUGCCUCUUCUAGAUAUUUCAUAUAAAGGGAAUCAUAUAAUAGGUGAUCUUUUGUGACUGCCUUCUGUUACUUAGCCCAGUGUUCUCAAGGUUUAUCCAUGUUGUAGCAUGUGUCAUUACUGCAUUCCUUUUUAUUGCCGCAUCGUAUUCCAUUGUCUGAAUAUACCACAUUUUAUUUAUCUAGUCCCCAGUUGGUGGACACUUGAGUUGUUCCCAUUUACUGGCUAGUUUUUUAUUAACAAUGUUGCUGUGAAUGUUCGUGUACAAGUUUUUGUGUGGACAUGUUUUCAUUUCUCUUGAGUAUAUAAAAAAUUGCUGGGUUAUAUGAUGAUUCUACGUUUAACUUUUUGAAGAACUGCCAGACUCUUUUCCAAAGUGGCUGCACCAUUUUACACUCCCACCAGCAAUGUAUGAAAGUUGCAAUCUCUCCACAUUCUCACCAACACUUGUUAUUGUCUUUUUUAUUAUUUCCAUCCUAGUGGGUGUGAAGGUGUUGGUGACUCAGUGGUAGAAUCCUGGUUCAGUGGUAGAAUUCUCACCUUCCAUUUGAGAGACUGGGGUUUGAUUCCCGGCCAGUGCACCUCAUGCGCAGCCAUCCCCUGUCCGUCAGUGGAGGCUUAUGUGUUGCUGUCAUGCUGAACAGGUUUCAUCGGAGCUUCCAGAAUAAGACAGACUAGGAAGACAGGCCUGGCAAUCUGCUUCCAAUAAAAAUCAGGCAGUGAAACCCUAUGGAUCACAACUGUCCAAUCUGCAGUCAGUCAUGAGGAUGGUACAGGACCUGGCAUCAAUUCAUUCCACUGUACAUGGGGUCACUGUGAGCCAGAGCCAACUGAAGGGCAGCUAACAACAACAACAGAACACUGAUUGCUCUUCUUCACCAUGUUAAUGAUGAAGUUAUUAAUAAUAUUUAUAUUUUAUGGACUUAUAACUGGUUCUAGAGGUAACUCUUCUUAUAGUUUGCCACCCAAGUUACUACUCGUUUCCUUUGAUGGCUUCAGAGCUGACUAUCUACAGAACUAUGAAUUUCCUCAUCUUCAGAAUUUUAUUAAUGAAGGUGUCUUGGUAGAACAUGUUAAAAAUGUUUUUAUCACAAAAACAUUUCCAAACCACUACAGUAUUGUGACAGGCUUGUAUGAAGAAAGCCAUGGUAUAGUGGCCAACUCCAUGUAUGAUGUAGCCACAAAGAAACAUUUUUCUGACUCUAACGACAAGGAUCCGUUUUGGUGGAAUGAGGCAGUACCUAUUUGGGUGACCAAUCAACUUCAGGGAAACAGAUCAAGUGCUGCUGCUAUGUGGCCUGGUACUGAUGUACUCAUUCACAAUACCACACCUUCCUAUUUUAUGAAUUAUAACUCUGCAGUGUCAUUUGAAGAGAGACUAAAUAAUAUUACUAUGUGGCUGAGUAAUUCGAACCCACCAGUCACCUUUGCAACACUGUAUUGGGAAGAACCAGAUGCAAGUGGCCACAAAUAUGGGCCUGAAGAUAAAGAAAACAUGCGUACAGUAUUGAAAGUAAUAGAUGAUCAUAUUGGUUACCUAGUCCAGAAACUCAAAAUGUUAGGAUUGUGGGAAAAUCUUAAUGUGAUCAUUACAAGUGAUCAUGGGAUGACCCAGUGUUCUAAGGAAAGACUGAUAAACUUGGACGGCUGCAUCGAUCAUACAAACUAUGCUCUUAUAGAUGCGUCCCCCGUUGCUGCAGUACUUCCCAAAAUAAAUAGAACAGAGGUUUAUAACCAACUGAAAGCCUGUGACCCUCACAUGAACGUUUAUCUCAAGGAAGAUAUUCCUGCAAGAUUUCAUUACCAACAUAAUGAUCGCAUUCAGCCUAUUAUUUUGGUUGCUGAUGAAGGCUGGACAAUUGUGCAAAAUAAAACGUUAACAAAAUUAGGUGACCAUGGUUAUGAUAAUUCAUUGCCUAGUAUGCAUCCGUUUUUAGCUGCCCACGGUCCUGCAUUUCACAGAGGCUACAAGCACAGCACCAUUAACAUUGUGGAUAUCUAUCCAAUGAUGUGCCACAUCCUGGGAUUAAAGCCACAGCCCAAUAAUGGAACCUUUGGUAAUACGAAGUGUCUGUUAGUUGACCAGUGGUGCAUUAAUCUCCCGGAAGCCAUUGGAAUUGUUAUCGGUGUGCUUUUGGUGUUAACCACUCUAACGUGCCUCCUAAUAAUCAUGAAGAAUAGACUGUCUGUCCCACACUCGUUUUCCCGACUUCAGCUACAGGACGAUGAUGAUGAUCCUUUAAUUGGGUGACACAUGCUGAGGGUUUUUGUAAAGUGUCUUCAGUUAGUCACAAAACUAAGGAUACGCCCAAGGAAUGGUAUUGUAACUACGAACAAGUCACUCUGAAAGACAAAAAAGCUAGACCAAGCAUGCUAACGUUUUUUGUUUUUUAUCGUGUUUGGUGCAUUAGCCAAUAUAAAUAACCCUGACUAUAGUAAAAAUUGCUUGUAAAUCAUUAUUGAUUAACACAAUGUAUUUCUCUACCUAGAAACAUCUUUUGAGAAGAAUACUCCCUCUGCUUUUUUGUUUGUGUUUGUGUGAUAAAGAUGAGAUACAUCUUUAAAUGAGACCAUAACAAAAUUUAGUGGGAGUGCAUUUAUAAUAAAUUUGUAUAUUUGUAAAUGGAAGGACAGAAAUCCUUACACAGUUCUUGAAUUUUGUGUAUCAGGGAAGAAAUGUUUCCUAUAUUUUUAUAUUUAUAUUUAAUAGAGUUUGUAUCCCAAGUAAACACUUGAGGUAGGAAAUUCUCUGUAGUGGUUCAUAAGAUUGGUUAACCAGGUGGAUGAGAUUGAGCAUAUGAAUAAAUUAUUUUAAGGAAAGCUAUUUAAAAAAAAAAUGUCAUACAAAGCCUCAUUUGUUACCAUUGUGUCUUUUUUAAGACACAAAAGCUGUUGCAGUCUUCCCGUUUUAUAUUUUGAAGAUAAUUGCUAAUAAGAAAUUCAGAAUGGAGAA
Loxodonta africana (African savanna elephant) is the source of this 5787-nucleotide messenger RNA. It is a transcript of the gene ENPP4, whose product is annotated as ectonucleotide pyrophosphatase/phosphodiesterase 4. NCBI's taxonomy places the organism in Eukaryota, Metazoa, Chordata, Mammalia, Proboscidea, Elephantidae. The record is from RefSeq and is a predicted model, not a curated record. The transcript is spliced from 4 exons. Bases 3715 to 5085 code for a protein of 456 amino acids.